AUCAUUUCACUGCUCUCCCACUCAUCAUCAUGGGACCAACAUCGAUUGGUUGGUUAUCAGUGAGAGGAAUAAUCAGUAUUUUUCUCUAUUUUCUACUCACAAAAGAUGCAUCUGGGGAAACCAAUGGCAUUUGUACUAGGACUGAAGUGGUUUCCAAACUCAAGCCCCGAAGAAUCUUGAAAUCGUACGAAGAAACUUAUCGGGAUUGGUGUCGUGAUCGAUACUACUAUAGUUCAUAUCAGUGUGUUAAGACACGAAUAAAUAGACACUUUGUAAUUGAAAAUGAGAGUUACACCGAGCUUGAAACAAAACACUUUUGCUGUCCUGGUUAUUCUAUUGAACAAGAAUCACCACUCAGAUGUGCCCCAGUUUGUGAAUUUACCUGCUUAAACGGAAAAUGCACUAGCCCAAAUUAUUGUGAAUGUGAUUCUGGUUAUAAGAAAAACAACAAUACGGAAAAUAUUUGUGAACCAGUUUGCAGUGAAGAGUGCAGCAACGGUUAUUGCAGCAGCCCAGAACAUUGUAAAUGUGAUUUGGGCUAUGACCACAUCCCAAGUGUAUCAACGUCAAAGUUUGUUUGUUCUCCGGUUUGCUCAAAUUCAUGCAUUAACGCAAACUGUGUCGCUCCUGAUGUCUGCCUUUGCUUGCCAGGGUUUGCUAAGACUCUUGUAGACCCCUCCAAGUGUCACCCAGUAUGUAACCCACCUUGUAAAAAUGGAGUGUGCUCAGCCCCUGAUGAAUGCAUUUGUUUUGAAGGGUACUCUCAGAGUGUACCGUGGUAUGAUUGCAAUCCUGUUUGCACAGAAUGUGUCAAUGGAAUAUGUAGCGCUCCUGAACAGUGUUCUUGCCUCAAUGGAUUUCGAAAGGUCGCCAACGUCUGCGAGCCAAUAUGUUCCAACGGUUGUUCAAACGGAGAUUGUAUAUUGCCAGACACAUGCUCUUGUCUUCCAGGUUAUGAAAAUUCCUCUGACCCAUUUUCAUGUAUCCCCAUUUGUUUCCCAGAGUGUGUCAAUGGCAACUGCAUCAAUCCUGACCAAUGUGAGUGUUUUCCUGGUUUUGAAGAAAACGAUAAAAACGUUUGUCAACCGUAUUGCAACAGUUGUGAAAACGGGUUGUGUUCCGAACCUGAAGUUUGCUCAUGUUUUUGGGGGUUUGAAAAUGAGAAUAUAUCUAGUUGUUCCCGUCAAAACAUUAAACAAAUUGAUUGCACCUUUUCAAAUAUAAUUACAAAUUACAAAUUUGACAAAAGCUGCUUUACACCAAAUACAAGAUUUCCAAUGAAGAUGGCAAACUGUGAGAUUCUGCAAUACUUGACAGUGUUGUAUGAAAACGAGACUGUACUAGAACUGUUUUGUAAAGAGGUUUCAAAUAUAGAACUAGUGAAUAAUAUUCUUUACCUUUCACUGGAAUGUAUGCUAGGGCUACAGAACAUUGAGGAGACUUACACUGAAGAAAUCUCGACAUCAUAUGAAUCCUCAAGUACGUCAUCCACUCUCACCAACUAUUCUGACACUGAGUCAACAAUUGAUUAUAGCAGCUGGUCAUCUGAGCAUACAUGGCCUACAUCUGAGAGAUCAACAGAAUUUUCUGAUUUGGAUUAUACAAGUGAAAAUAUAGAAAGUGAACCCGAAUUUCACAUAAAAUAUGACACAAUAAUGUCUAAUGCAACUAAAUUUACUGAUUUACUGCUUGAUGUAAAUAUAACUUUGAAAUUCCUCCCUCUAAUUGCAAAAUCAAGGAUUAUGGAACACCAAUUUGACAAUAUCACAGUUUCAGAGAAGGAUUGGUGUCUUUGCCACAGAAAUGAGGGCAAUUGGAGCAUCUGUGUCUCUUCGCCAGUGCAACUAUACAUGUGCCCAUGUCCACCAACCUUUUCAGGGUUAUCAGUAGAAGGUGAAGGAUCAACAUUGAUUGGUGUAUUGAAAAACUUGAUAUUGUUGGUGAUAUUUUUAAUGGCAGCCCUAGCAGUGGUCUAUAUCCUUCAUAAAAAUAAAGACCAAUCUGGAUCUUACUCAACCUAUGGACCAGAAAGAAAAACAGAUGAAAGUUCCAGCACACCACUGCCAAUAGACUUAGUAGUCUUAGAUGGAAUCCCAGAGGACAACACUCAACGGUUGUGUGAAGAAUAAUUAUCAUUAUCAAAAGUUGGAGAAGAAGGAUUCGGUUUUUUUUCUACUUCACAUUUGUCACAUGAUUGCCUACUGAUUAAAGAUUGAAUUUCAUAAA
Molecule: messenger RNA, 2226 nt
Organism: Macrosteles quadrilineatus (aster leafhopper)
Lineage: Eukaryota; Metazoa; Arthropoda; Insecta; Hemiptera; Cicadellidae
Product: multiple epidermal growth factor-like domains protein 10
Exons: 7
Coding region: 30-2129 (699 amino acids)
Source: RefSeq, a predicted model, not a curated record